AGCAGAGCUGUCUGGGAAGAAAUGGUGAAUGCUUGUUGGUGUGGUCUUCUGGCUGCUUUAUCCCUCCUGCUUGAUGCAAGCACCGAUGAAGCUGCCACUGAAAAUAUUCUAAAAGCAGAAUUGACCAUGGCCGCGCUUUGUGGAAGACUGGGUCUUGUAACAUCAAGAGAUGCCUUUAUCACUGCCAUUUGCAAAGGAUCGUUGCCUCCUCACUAUGCCCUUACUGUAUUAAACAGCACAACUGCAGCUCUGUCCAGCAAGUCUUAUUCCAUUCAGGGACAGAAUGUUCAAAUGAUCAGUCCCUCAAGCGAGUCUCAUCAGCAAGUUGUAGCAGUAGGGCAACCCUUAGCUCUUCAGCCACAGGGAACAGUAAUGCUGACUUCGAAAAAUAUCCAGUGUAUGAGGACAUUACUCAACUUAGCUCAUUGCCACGGAGCCGUUCUUGGUACAUCAUGGCAACUUGUCCUGGCUACUCUUCAGCAUCUUGUGUGGAUUCUGGGACUGAAGCCUGGUGUUGGGGGUGCAUUAAAACCUGGAAGAGCUGUAGAAGGGCCCAGCACGGUUCUGACGACAGCAGUUAUGACUGAUCUGCCAGUUAUAUCCAACAUACUUUCAAGGCUUUUUGAAAGCUCACAGUACCUUGACGAUGUGUCUUUACAUCACUUAAUAAAUGCCCUUUGCUCCUUGUCUUUGGAAGCCAUGGAUAUGGCCUAUGGAAACAAUAAGGAGCCAUCGCUUUUUGCUGUUGCUAAAUUACUGGAAACAGGACUAGUUAACAUGCACAGGAUUGAGAUUCUUUGGAGACCUCUGACUGGUCAUCUUCUGGAGGUCUGUCAGCAUCCAAACUCCAGAAUGAGAGAAUGGGGAGCAGAAGCCUUAACUUCUCUUAUUAAAGCCGGACUGACAUUCAGCCAUGACCCUCCUUUAUCUCAAAAUCAGAGACUGCAGUUGCUUUUAUUGAAUCCACUAAAGGAACUGUCAAACAUUAGUCAUCCUGAUAUCAGGAUCAAGCAGUUGGAGUGUGUACUACAGAUUUUGCAAAGUCAGGGUGACAGCUUAGGACCUGGUUGGCCAUUGGUGCUUGGAGUCAUGGGGGCAAUCCGAAGUGAUCAGGGAGAGUCCUUAAUACGGACUGCAUUCCAGUGUCUUCAGUUGGUUGUGACAGACUUUCUUCCGACAAUGCCAUGUACUUGUCUACAGAUAGUUGUUGAAGUUGCAGGAAGCUUUGGACUUCACAAUCAAGAGCUAAAUAUUAGCUUAACUUCAAUUGGUUUGUUGUGGAAUAUUUCAGAUUAUUUUUUCCAAAGAGGUGAAAUAAUUGAAAAGGAACUAAACAAAGAAGAAGCAGUGUUGCAGAAACAGGCAGAAGAAAAGGGAGUGAUGCUGAAUAGACCUUUUCACCCUGCACCACCAUUUGACUGUCUUUGGUUAUGCCUGUAUGCCAAACUUGGAGAACUGUGUGUGGAUCCCCGACCUGCAGUUAGAAAGAGUGCUGGGCAGACGUUGUUUUCUACUAUUGGUGCUCAUGGAACGUUAUUGCAACAUUCAACGUGGCACACAGUAAUAUGGAAGGUUUUAUUUCACCUGUUGGAUAGGGUUCGAGAAUCUUCUACUACAGCUGACAAAGAGAAGAUUGAAUCAGGAGGAGGCAACAUUCUCAUCCAUCAUUCAAGGGAUACAGCUGAGAAACAGUGGGCUGAGACAUGGGUAUUAACACUGGCUGGAGUUGCAAGAAUUUUUAACACCAGAAGAUACUUACUGCAGCCUUUAGGAGACUUUUCCCAAGCCUGGGAUGUUCUUCUCGAUCACAUCCAAUCAGCAGCACUCAGCAAAAAUAAUGAAGUUUCCUUGGCUGCUCUGAAAAGCUUCCAGGAGAUCUUACAAAUUGUUUCUCCUGUCCGAGACUCAGAGAAGCCUGACACACCACCGGCUAUCAAUGUUUCUGUACCUGUGGUGGUAGGGACAACAACUGCUAGGAAAAACACCGCCACUAGCCUUGGCAGGUCAUUCAUGAGAACUGACUCCAUUGGAGAAAGGAUAGGAAGAUACAAUGGAUCUGAACCACCUGUAAUAACAGAUGAGAUUGAAGAUUUGAAUCUUUGGUGGGCGGCCUGGAACAGCUGGUACAGGAUUGGUUCAGAAAGUACAAGGCCUCCGAUUACUUGUGAUAAAUUGACUUUCAUUCCCAGCCAGCCUUUUCUUACAGCUUUAAUUCAAAUAUUCCCGGCUCUUUACCAGCACAUCAAAACUGGUUUCAGCAUGGAUGAUCUCCAAAAGCUGGGUGUCAUUUUGCACGGUGCUGUUUCAGUUCCAAUCAGUUCUGAUGCUUCCCCUUUCAUCCUUCCAUCUUACACUGAAGCAGUUUUGACAAGUUUACAGGAAGCGGUUCUUACAGCUUUAGAUGUUUUACAAAAGGCUAUAUGUGUGGGCUCAGAAAGUAUGCAGAUAAUGUAUCCUGCAAUCUUUGACCAGUUGUUGGCCUUUGUAGAAUUUUCCUGCAAGCCUCCACAAUAUGGACAGCUGGAAACAAAGCACAUUGCAAAUGCAAAGUAUAAUCAGAUACAACUAUUUGCACCGGCGGAAUGGGUAGCAUUGAAUUAUGUACCAUUUGCUGAGAGAUCAUUGGAAGUUGUUGUGGACUUAUACCAAAAGACAGCUUGCCAUAAAGCUGUGGUAACAGAGAAAGUUCUUCAGAACAUUAUUAAGACACUAAGAAUACCUCUUAGUCUGAAAUAUUCCUGUCCUUCUGAAAGCACAUGGAAGCUAGCUGUUUCCUCUCUUCUCAAAGUUCUCUCUAUUGGACUACCUGUUGCAAGGCAGCAUGCAUCUUUAGGAAAAUUUGACAGUAUGUGGCCAGAGCUAGCGAAUACUUUUGAAGACUUUUUAUUCACCAAAAGUACACCUCCUGAUAACCUCUCAAUUCAAGAAUUUCAGAAGAAUGAGAGUAUUGAUGUUGAGGUGGUGCAGCUUAUCAGCACAGAGAUACUGCCAUAUGCUAAUUUUAUUCCUAAGGAAUUUGUUGGUCAAAUAAUGACUAUGCUCAAUAAAGGCUCGAUACAUUCUCAGUCAUCCUCUUUUACAGAAGCCGAAAUAGAUAUUCGAAUGAGAGAGGAGUUUUCUAAGGUGUGUUUUGAAACACUGCUCCAGUUUUCCUUCAGUAAUAAAGUCACAACUCCUCAGGAAGGCUACAUCUCUAGAAUGGCACUUUCUGUGCUCUUGAAAAGGUCACAGGAUGUGUUGCAUCGCUACAUAGAAGAUGAGAGAUUGAGUGGCAAAUGUCCUCUUCCACGGCAACAAGUAACAGAAAUCAUAUUUGUUUUAAAAGCUGUCAGUACUCUCAUAGAUUCACUUAAAAAAACGCAACCUGAAAACGUUGAUGCUAACACAUGGGCACAGGUUAUUGCCUUGUACCCGACUUUAGUAGAAUGUAUCACCUGCUCGUCCUCAGAAGUGUGCUCUGCUCUGAAAGAGGCACUGGUUCCCUUUAAGGACUUCAUGCAUCCACCAGCAUCCAAGGUACAGAAUGGAGAGUCUUGACCACAUAAAACUUUUUUUUUUUAAUUCUUGAAGGAAAAAAAAAAGUAUCCAAAAAUGUUUGUUCCCGGGUGAAGUUUCUCUGAGGAAAUCUCUUGUGACUAGUUCUUUGGCAACCAGUGCUGACUGCCUUUUAACUGCACUAACGAGAGCUCAGUAAUUCAUGAGUACAGGCUAUAUCUCAAAGGUUCCAGAGCGAGUAGCAGUGCAAACCUUUAAUAAAUUUAACUGAAUAGUUGGAAUCAUUUAUAAUCUAAUGUACUUGCUACAGUAUCUUGAAGUGGUGAUUGAAAAGUGGGCUUAUGUACAGCUUGUUGUGUAUGUGUUAAUGAUGUAAUUAAAAAUAUUUCAAUUCAGUCAGAUUUAUUAGGCUGGUGUUUUGCACCCUUUUUUUGAAGUACGAAUUGUACUAAAAUUUUAUGCAAGAUGGUACUGUAACAUUCCAUAUAUCUGUAACCAGCCUUUGUAAACAAAGGGAACUGAUAUACUUGUGUGUAUAAUAAAUGGUACAGUUCUGUAUAAAAUAGUUGCAUUUAUUAUUUAAAUUCUUUUUAAAAUAUUGAUAAUGUUAAAUGCUUGAAAAUGUAUUUAUUAUAAGUUGUAUGCUUGCAUUUUUACUUACAGUUUGCCUUCUAAAUUGCCAGAUAUGCUCAUUCAUAUCUGAUCAUGUUAGUUUUUGCUUAAUUGAAUGUAUCUUCUCUGUGGCCAUUGGACAUAGAGCUGAAAGUUAGCUAACUACAGACAUAGAGCCCAACGUGCUGAACUCAGACUUCAUAGUUGACCUGAAAUAAGUUUGAAUAUGCAGAAAUCCACUGUAGCACUUCAACACUACCAUACCUCACUUCAUAAUGUAUUUGUUUCAAGAUGUUUUUUCUACUGAAGUCUUACCCAUUUUUGUAGUUGCAGCCUUGGUUUAAAACAAAUACAUAUUUGAGGGUUGUUGGCCUUUUUUUGACCUUCUUGGUAGAAUCACAGUCUUUGAAUCAUGACCCAAGAAAGGCGAUUUCAAAUAUCUGAAAUACUUGGCUGUAAUAUUUUGUUCAGUAAUUUUAAGUGCUUUGUUUUGUAAUGUCUUUUCGACCCCCAGAAAUUGUUCUAAUCUUUUAAUUAUAAACUGUGUCUGAUAUAAAACCAUGAGAAGUGUAUUUUUGAAGAUAGCUACUCAUUUAGAAGUGCAGUAAAAUUUGUCAUUAAGUAAACUUGAAUUUGUUUCACUGUCACAUAAUACACAAUCAAAGCAAAGUACUUUUAAUAGUAUUGGUUUUGAAGUAUGACUUAGCAUUUAAAGUCUUACUUCAUUAUUAUUUCAAUAAUGUUUCACCUGUAUUCACAUAUUUUUAACCUGUGAUGUGAAAGCACAAAGGCCAAA
This is a messenger RNA of Leptosomus discolor (cuckoo roller), 4903 nucleotides long. Lineage: Eukaryota; Metazoa; Chordata; Aves; Leptosomiformes; Leptosomidae. The record is from RefSeq and is a predicted model, not a curated record.